Molecule: messenger RNA, 2442 nt
Organism: Tachysurus vachellii
Lineage: Eukaryota; Metazoa; Chordata; Actinopteri; Siluriformes; Bagridae
Gene: zc3h15
Product: zinc finger CCCH-type containing 15
Exons: 10
Coding region: 129-1445 (438 amino acids)
Biological process (GO): cytoplasmic translation
Cellular component (GO): cytosol
Molecular function (GO): mRNA binding; metal ion binding
Source: RefSeq, a predicted model, not a curated record
CCCACAAUGCAGCGCGCGGCGCACGAUAUUGUUCGAGAACCCUGUGUGUUGGUGCAGCUGUAGCAGUUAGCACGCUAGUGCAGAGACCUGGAUUGUGCUGGGGUUACUACAGUUACACCGCGACAGACAUGCCGCCAAAGAAGCCAGCUCAACCCACGGGCAAUAAGAAGACCCAGGAGAAGAAGAAGGAGAAGAUAAUAGAAGACAAGACUUUUGGACUGAAGAAUAAGAAGGGAGCCAAACAACAGAAGUUUAUCAAAGCUGUCACACAGCAGGUCAAAUUUGGGCAACAAAACGCCCGACAGGUGGCUGGAGCUGAUGCUGACAAGACCAAGAAAGGAGACAAGAAGAAGGACAUCAAUGAGCUGAAUGAGCUUUUUAAACCUGUGGUGGCUGCACAGAAAGUCAGCAAAGGUGUGGAUCCAAAGUCCGUUCUGUGUGCGUUUUUUAAACAAGGCCAGUGUACUAAAGGGGAUAAGUGUAAGUUCUCUCAUGACCUCAGUCUGGACCGGAAGUGUGAGAAACGCAGUGUGUAUGUGGACGUUCGAGAGGAUGAGCUGGAGAAAGACACGAUGGAGAACUGGGAUGAGAAGAAGUUGGAGGAAGUCGUCAACAAGAAGCAUGGCGAGGCUGAGAAGAAGAAGGCCAAGACUCAGAUCGUGUGUAAGUACUUCCUGGAGGCUAUAGAGAAUAAUAAGUACGGGUGGUUCUGGGUCUGUCCUGGUGGAGGAGACAGCUGUAUGUAUCGUCACGCUCUACCUGUCGGCUUCGUCCUGAAGAAAGACAAGAAGAAGGAGGAGAACGAGGAGGAGAAGAUCUCACUAGAGGAGCUGAUCGAGAACGAGCGAGCGGCUCUGGGGGUGAACGUGACUCGCAUCACUCUGGAGACGUUCCUGGCCUGGAAGAAGAGGAAGAGGCAGGAGAAGAUCGCUAAAGCUGAGCAGGACAUGGAGAGGAAGAAGGCAGACUUUAAAGCAGGAAAAGCUCUCGGAGUGAGCGGACGAGAAGUAUUCGAGUUCCGGCCCGAGCUGGUUGACGACGAUGACGAGGAAGCAGACGACACCAAAUACUCCAAAAUGGAUGACGAGCUCAUACAGCAGGAGGAGGAGGAGGAUGAGAAUGACCAGUGCCAGGACAUCGACAUCGCCCACUUCAUCCUAAAAGAGGUGGACAACACGGGGAUAACGGUGGCAGCGGCGGACAGGUUCUCCUCCCGACUUCAGCCAACCAGCGAGACUGACGACCACAAACUGAGUGAGGCUUCGGGCGGAGUAGAGAACGGUGAGGACCACACUCUGGAGGAGGACGGCACCAGCACUGACAGUGACGGAGGGGGAGGUGAGGAGGUGGAGGCAGAGGCGGUGCCUGUAGAUGAGAAUCUGUUUACGGGGGAGGAUCUGGAUGAACUGGAGGAGGAGCUUAACACACUCGACCUGGACGAGUAACACAAGCCUCGACAAGAAAAAUUAUUUUUUUCUUCUUUCUUUUUUUUUUCUUUUUCUUUUUUUUUUCUCUGCACCAAUCAGAUCAGCUGUAGAGGAACCUGCUCAGUGGACGUGUGAGAAUAAAGAUGAUCAGCAGCGUCGUGUGAUUCAGUGAUUUAACAUCAGCUGUGUGUCACAUCCUAAUAAAAGCCAACAUUAUUCUGAUACCUUACUAAAAGGCCAGUUCUCGGUCUGAGGGCUGGUUCCUGACACACUUUAUGUCCAGACCCUGAACAGAAUUGUGCUACUUUUGAAACAGGACCUUGAUGCCUACAUAGGCAGCCUACUACUUAGUGGGAUUCAGCAGGGGUGGAGCUUCGGGUUCAACCUGCUCAACCAUUCACAGCAGCCCACCUGAUCAUGUGACAGUGCCAUGUUACGUCUAAUGAAUACUGUUUUAAUUUACACAACACCUAAUGUGCUAACGUUAGCCAGCUAACUGAUAGCAUCUGGUGUGUAGAUGAAAACAACCUGUAAACCUGAACAUUACACACCAACGUCUGCAAGCAACUAAAAACAAAACAAAAAGAAGCACAGAGUUGUCCGGACAUUAGCUGGCUAACACGCUAGCAUAAUGAAAAUGUUAGAUAUCUGCUUAUGUAGCCAAGUUUACAACUGAACUUUUCAAUGUUAGCUGAACUGCUGUGUAUAUUUUUGCUAGCAUCCUGCACACUGUGCUAAUGUGAGCAUGCCAACUAGUUAGCUAAUGCAGCGUUCUAGCUAACGUUAACUACACCGUUAAAUUGUGUAAAAUUUAACUAAUUCUGAGGUGCAUGUUGUCACAUGAUCAAGUUGAACCUAAGCCCUUCCCCCUGUGUGGGAAUCAGCUGUUAGUUUUCUGAUAAAGGUUUCACCUGCUGAGUGUGUGAUCUGAAGGGUGUACAGGUGUGUGUGUGAGAGAGAGAGAGAGUGUGUGUGUGUGUGUUUUAUCCUGUAAAUAAAGACUAUUACAGACAGA